ACAAAAACGAAAAACAAUCCUAAGGUUUUAGAAACCCACCAAAAACUCUUCAUGUUGUCAACUACUACUACCUAACAAGAAACUCCUCCUCUCACCAACCCAAACACACCAACUCUCUCCUUUUAUUCUUUAAGUACAUUCCCCAAACACACCCCAAGCUAAAAUACUGGUCUUUUAUUCAAAAAUGGCAACUUUUUCUGUUCAAAGCUCUCCAAGCAUUUCAAGAAUUGAAUCAUCUGGGCUUCAGUCUCAUAAUUCACAGAGCUUCAGAUUAAUCUCAUUCUCCUCUCAACUCUCCGGUCUCUCUCUCAGAUCUUUAGAGACUUCAAAUAAACUGCAACGAAAUGGCUUGGUAGUGAGAGCAGUAAAGAACGUUGAUCAAAUGGAAUUUGAUACCACACUUAGUCCCAGAGUUAAUUCACUUAAGCCUUCAAAAACGGUGGCCAUAACUGAUCAGGCAACUGCACUUGUACAAGCUGGUGUGCCUGUGAUCCGAUUAGCAGCUGGAGAACCAGAUUUUGAUACCCCAGCUAUAAUUGUUGAGGCUGGAGUUAAUGCAAUCCGUGAAGGUUAUACGAGAUAUACUCCCAAUGCAGGAACAUUAGAAUUGCGGUCUGCAAUUUGUCAUAAGCUAAAGGAGGAGAAUGGGUUAUCUUAUUCACCUGAUCAGAUUCUUGUUAGUAAUGGAGCAAAGCAAAGUAUAACUCAAGCUGUUCUUGCUGUCUGUUCCCCAGGAGAUGAGGUUAUUAUUCCAGCUCCCUUCUGGGUGAGUUAUCCAGAAAUGGCAAGGCUAGCAGAUGCAACGCCUGUGAUUCUGCCAACUACCAUCUCAGAAAAUUUUCUGUUAGAUCCCAAGGUUCUUGAGUCCAAGCUAACAGAAAAAUCUAGAUUGCUUAUCCUUUGUUCUCCUUCAAACCCGACAGGAUCUGUAUACCCAAGAAAAUUACUUGAACAGAUUGCUGCAGUUGUUACGAAGCAUCCUAGAUUGCUGGUAUUGUCUGAUGAAAUAUAUGAACACAUUAUAUAUGCACCAGCAACUCACACAAGCUUUGCAUCUUUGCCAGGCAUGUGGGAUCGUACUCUAACAGUAAAUGGAUUUUCAAAGGCUUUUGCGAUGACUGGUUGGAGACUUGGAUAUAUUGCUGGUCCCAAACACUUUGUUUCAGCGUGUAAUAAGAUUCAAAGCCAGUUCACAUCAGGUGCCAGUAGCAUAUCUCAGAAAGCAGCUGUUGCUGCUUUAGGUAUGGGCUAUGCUGGUGGGGACGUAGUUUCAACAAUGGUAAAAGCAUUUCGGGAGCGACGAGAUUUUCUUGUGAAAAGCUUUGGGGAAUUAGAUGGUGUCAAAAUAUCCGAACCGCAGGGGGCUUUUUAUCUCUUUAUUGAUUUUAGCUGUUACUAUGGCUCGAAGGCUGAUGGCUUUGGCCUGAUCCAGGAUUCAGAAUCUUUGUGCCGUUAUCUGUUGGAUGAGGGUCAGGUAGCUCUUGUCCCUGGGGAUGCAUUCGGGGAUGACACUUGCAUCCGCAUUUCAUAUGCAGCUUCACUUUCUACGCUUCAGGCUGCUGUAGAGAAUAUUAAGAAAGCUCUGACUGCUCUUAAGCCUGCAGUCCUUGCUUAAUUUAGACCUACGGUAAUUCAAGACAUUAUUCCAGUAUUGCUUGUAUGCGCUGCAUUUGUUGAUAUAACUUGUGUGUAAUGUUUAAAUCCUCUUUUAUAUCAUCAUUUUAUAUGCCAGCCAAACCAUUGCCUUUGUAUUCAUUAAACAUGUAAGAGCAGAAAAUAAAAAUAUCCCUAUCUUAUGCAACUUUUGUUGAA
Molecule: messenger RNA, 1812 nt
Organism: Daucus carota subsp. sativus
Lineage: Eukaryota; Viridiplantae; Streptophyta; Magnoliopsida; Apiales; Apiaceae
Product: bifunctional aspartate aminotransferase and glutamate/aspartate-prephenate aminotransferase
Exons: 10
Coding region: 185-1615 (476 amino acids)
Biological process (GO): biosynthetic process
Molecular function (GO): catalytic activity; pyridoxal phosphate binding
Source: RefSeq, a predicted model, not a curated record